This is a messenger RNA of Gasterosteus aculeatus aculeatus (three-spined stickleback), 1770 nucleotides long. Lineage: Eukaryota; Metazoa; Chordata; Actinopteri; Perciformes; Gasterosteidae. The record is from RefSeq and is a predicted model, not a curated record.
GUACAACACUUCACGGAUGUCAGCUGCCGUUACACAUCGAAGAAGAAGAAGAAGAAGAAGAAGAAAGCGAGCCACCGUAGUGUUUGUCGGGAACCGCUGCGUUUAUUAGCUUGUUAAUUUGAGUUUCCAGCUAACGACACGUCGGGUCUCAGAAAGCGUGUCCCGCAUCCUUUGAUUGAGUUGGAAGUAAACCAUUAAACCCCCGUUGAGUUAAUAGAAAGCCACGCAUUUGAAAAGCGAAACAGCGUUAGCACCUCCGUUAAAGGUAAACCGGUUAAGCCCGGCUAACGUUAAUUAGCUAGUAGCUACUAGUUUGAUUCCUCCUAACGGGGUCGACGGGAUGUCGUACAGGAAAACUUUGAAACUCAUUUGCGGGGUCGCCGGAGGCUCGGCCGUCCUGGUGUUAGCCGCCGGUGCGGCCGCCGAGUACCGCGGAUCAAUCGGCGAGCCGCCGGGAGAGGCGGCCGGUCGACGGGCGAUAUUCGGGGUGCUCCAGGCGGCGCAGCCGGCGUGGACGCCCGCCAGCCACACACCGGCACCCACGGGACACGCGUGGGACUUUAACUGGGAUAAGAGAGACCCACAUACGCUGACUAACGGGAAGAAGACCAGCACGCCGGCGACAGAAGACCCGAGCUCGGAGCCGGACACCAGUAAACCCAAAGCCACGCGCAACAUCCUCCUCAUCAGACACUCCCAGUACAACCUGAGCGGCACCGUCGACAAAGAGAGGAUCCUCACGCCGUUGGGCCGCGAGCAGGCCGACUUCACGGGCAAGCGGCUGGCGGCGUUGGGCCUCAAGUACGACAUCAUGAUCCACUCCAGCAUGGCCAGGGCUACGGAGACGGCCAAUAUUAUCAGCAAACACCUCGCAGGUCCAGGAGUGGAGCUUGUUAGCUGUGAUCUUCUGAGGGAGGGGGCCCCUAUCGAGCCCGUUCCACCGGUCACUCACUGGAAGCCCGACGCUGUGCAGUACCACGAAGACGGGGCGCGCAUUGAAGCAGCCUUCCGCCGCUACAUUCACCGGGCCGACCCCAAGCAGAAGGAGGACAGCUACGAGAUCAUCGUGUGUCAUGCCAAUGUCAUCCGUUAUUUCGUCUGCAGGGCUCUACAGUUUCCUCCAGAGGGCUGGUUACGAAUGGGCCUGAACAACGGCAGCAUCACAUGGCUCACCAUCCGACCCAGCGGCAGGGUGGCCCUCAGAACUCUGGGAGACGCAGGAUUUAUGCCCCCGGACAAACUAACGCGGACCUGACGCCCCCCCCCCCGGCAGGUUACUGCCAUGCCCAGUCCGUUGGUUGCAGGGUCAAAGCUCAGUUUUCUCCUUAAGUGUCUUGAAAAUUACUUUUAAUGUUCUUAUUUUGUAAUUGAACUGUCCCCAUCUGAUGAGACGGUGGCUGGGAUUUCUUCUGUGCCAUAAAACGCCAGCAGAAGAUCAACAGCUGCUCCUGAAUGUAAACUGAGGAUUUUUUCAUAUGUGGCAGUUUUUUAAACCAAAAGUGUUUGUAUAGUUGUAAUUGCAAAUCCUGCUCUUAGCAUUACAUCUCUCAUCACAUGUUGAUUUGUGAAGAUAACUAUGUUGUAUGGUGCAGGCUGUAGUUAAUAAAAUGAUUAAUUGUCAAUUAUUUUAUGAAGUUGAAAUAUCUCAAAGAAAUCAAGUACACGUUAGCAAUUGUGAGUGUUUUAUUGAUUAGUUGAAAGCAAAUGAGGUCUAGACAUUCAGAAAGAGAAUUUACCAUGAAAAUGAACUUUUAAUAAAGCACAGAAUGC